CACAACAGGAUAAUGAGCGAGGUCAAUGUGUGCCAGUUUUUCCUGAUGGGCAAGUGUCAUUUUGGCCACAGAAUGUCGUUUGUCCUCACAGUGAGCCGUCUUUGGAUGACUCAGAGGCUGUAAUCUCCUGACAAAAAGGAUGAAGAGAACUGGAAAAACAUGGCAAGAAGAAGGCCCAAGGCAACAAUCAACAAAGCUUAAAGACAAUGAGGAACACGAGAUGAACAAAAAGCCUCGCAUGCGCACAGCAGAUGACGUUAUCUCAAGGAUCUUGUGGGACCCAUCUGUGGAUUCUUCAGAAUUUGUAGUGGGGUAUGUGGAUCGCUUCCUUGGCGUGCUAGAACGUCCCUUCUGUGAGUUCAACUGGGAAACCAACCCCUGUGACUGUGAUUAUUCCUCUGAGCUGGCCCUUCCCAGACACAGGAUCCAGUACUUCACCUACAGAGGGCAUCGUGUGUGGGACCGCCACAGCAGGACCGACAGGGUGUUUGGCUCCACUGGCCAAUCUCUGGCUCCCCCCUUUGGAGGGGAGGAGGAAGUAGAAGAAGACGGAGAGAAAACGGUGAGGAGGAAAUAUGGGAAAGAAAGCUGGGAAGGCAAGCAGGAUUCCUCAUCUUAUACCACAGCCCUGAACCUGAGCCAGAAUCCAUCAGCACCACUGGAGCAGAGAGAAGAAAAGCAUGGUGGUGUCUGCCAGCCUAAGCGCCGACCCACACACUUCAUCACCUUCAGAGGCACACUCCCUGCCAUCCUCUCCUGUUUCGAGCAGCUGCAGGAGGAGCUGAUCCUCCUGCCCUCCUCGGCCCCUCACUGGCAUAUCUCCAGCCUCCACAUCACUAUGUGCCUCCUCGUGCUGCCCGAGUCCUGCCCGGAGGUUGCCGCUGCGCUGAGAUCCUCCCGACGUUUUGCCCAACCUGGAGAAACCCCCCCAGUGGCCGUGACCUUUCCUGUAAAGCUGAAACAUUUUAAUGGGAAGGUACUGUUCCUGAGCCCCCAGCCUCAGCUUUCUCUGCAGCAGCUCAACAGUGGCCUACAGGAAGCCUACCGAAGGAGGGGCUCGGCUCCACAGGCACCUUACAACCCACGCUAUCACCUCACCCUGGCCAAGGUAGAGGACAAGGAUGGGGAGAGGAUUUUUGAAGGGGUGGGGGACAUAAAGGUGGGGAAGGGUUACUUUGGCCGUCUACCAGUGAACACUUUGCACCUUUGUGCCAUGGGAGGUUCCAAAGUCGACGGCUUUUUUGAAACCCUGUGCAGUGUAACUCAUCGAUGAUGAAGACUUUACCAAAGACAUGUGCCAAACACAUGACUGGGCACAAUUUGCACUGGCCAUGGUGCCUUUAUAAUUAAUAUCUUAAUUCUCUUAAAAUGUACUUUUAAAAUUAAACUGUCUGCAGAAUGCAAAGUACAAUACACUCCAUUAUAUUAAACUGUACAAGAUACAAACCAUACAUCAUAUUCUAAUUCUAAGUUUUAUGCUCUGUAUUUUAAUCAGUUCAUUUUAUGCUGAAAGUCACAGUUAUAUAUCAUAUUUUAUAUUUAAAGAUAAAAAACAAAUGCCACCUACACACAUACUGUAAAACUGUUAAGAACUGUUAGAAUAGAAUAGAAUAGAAUAGAAUAGAAUAGAAUAGAAUAGAAUAGAAUAGAAACGGCUCAUUAUGUACCUACCUCAGCAAAGAAUAUGAAGAAACAGCUAAUACUUAAAAGAGAAAAUUCUGCUUUUAUUAUAAUGCACCUACACACAAAGGAGGGACUUACGACAUUUUUAAUACAUAAUGCAAUUAGGUAAUUGAAAUUCAUGAAGUACAAUAUACAGUAUAGUACACAACUAUAGAUAAGGAUUUUUCAGCUCAGGUGCUGAAGAUGUAUCAUUUUACCGCACAGACUCAGGAGUAGAUCUAUGAUGUUACAGGUACUUGUAUGUACAAUACUUUCUGCAAGCUCAUGCAAUUGUAAAAAAGUACAAUUAUAUCAGUGCCUGGUUUCAUUAGGUCAGUCUGUGGACUGAAUAACUUUGUUUUUUUUUGUUCAAAGAAUGUGUAAAAGAAAAAAGAAAAAAACAAUGCUUUUUGUAGUAGGAGAUUCAGAUUCCAUCUACUGUUUUAACUACAACAGGGUAUACUCAUUAGCCAUAAAUGUUUAUAUAGGGGACAUAAUUGUUAAUGAGGAAAAAAUAAUCUUUUUAAACCUCCAAUUAACUGAAGUAGCUGUGUUCUGCAGUUCAUAAUACCACUGUUUAUAUGAUCUGUUUUAUAUGAAUAUUGUAUGUCUGACUAUCUUCCACAAGAGCGUCAUCUCUGUAUGCUUUUAUGAUGAAUUAUAACCACCAGAUUGUCACACACAUUAAAUAUUGAAUUGGUUAUUUUAAA
This is a messenger RNA of Sphaeramia orbicularis (orbiculate cardinalfish), 2372 nucleotides long. RefSeq names its product leukocyte receptor cluster (LRC) member 9 (gene leng9). The record is from RefSeq and is a predicted model, not a curated record. Lineage: Eukaryota; Metazoa; Chordata; Actinopteri; Kurtiformes; Apogonidae.